Molecule: messenger RNA, 681 nt
Organism: Anopheles coustani
Lineage: Eukaryota; Metazoa; Arthropoda; Insecta; Diptera; Culicidae
Product: ras-like protein family member 10B
Exons: 5
Coding region: 82-681 (199 amino acids)
Molecular function (GO): GTP binding; GTPase activity
Source: RefSeq, a predicted model, not a curated record
UCCAUCGACAUGGAAAUUCGAAUACAGAAUAAGUGUAUUUCAGCCUAGCGUAUCACUCUGGAAGGCCCGGAUCCCCCCUGGAUGCAAGGCCCCCUCAAGGUUGCGUUUCUGGGGGCCUCCGGCGUUGGUCGUACCAGUAUCUUACAGCAAUUUUUUAAGCACGACUUCCCAAAGGAACACAUUCGUACCGCAAAGCGAACCGUCUAUCGGAGCUGCCUGGUCUGUGAUACCUGCAUCCGCGAGCUGAUGGUACUGGAUGUGCCACCGCAGAAGUACUUCCCGAUCGAUAAUCUGGCCGAGUGGAAUAACGGCCACCCACUGGGACUUCGCACCGUUCACACGUACGUGCUGGUGUACGACAUGGGGAAUCUGGAAACCUUCCAGUAUUGUCGCAAUAUGCGUGAUCAGAUUCUUGAAAGUUUCAACCACCGUGAUUUUAAAAUAAUGGUUGUGGGCAAUAAAUUUGACAUGGUAACCAAUCCUCACACUCAGGAACUGAAGGACAUUUCCACACUGGUUCGUAAACACUGGCGCUGUGGAUACGUGGAGUGCUCGGCAAAACACAAUUACAAAGUUGGUGAUAUUUUCAAAGAAUUGAUGGGCUACCCGGUCGGUGGCACAGCGCCGAAGCUCGAGUUUACGCAAUCGAUUGGGUCGAAAAAUCGCUGCACGAUACUCUAG